UGUAUAUUUUAAUUUAUUAUAAUAAUUAUGUGAAAAAGGUUAAUAUAGUUUUAUUUAUUUUAAAAUAUUUAUUUUGACAUUAAACACACGAUGCAAGACAUCGCAAAUUCUAGUGAUCAAGUCAUUGAAUUUUUUGAUGGUAUGGGUAAAUUUUUUUGGGAAAGUGGUGAAUUAUUAUUGGAUAUAUUUCUUGAAUUUUGUCGUCGUUCAAUUGAACUUGUUUUGGUUGUGUUAACCUUGAUACUUGGUAUAUUAUGUUUUUUUCGUGAUUCUUGUGUACAUGCUAUUCGCACAUUUUGCAAUGCAAUAUGUGGAUUAAUAAAUAUUAUAAGUGGUAUUGAUUGUGAAGAUCUUGAAGAUUUUGCAUCAGCUGGUGUUGUAUUUAUUCUUUGGUUUUUUGCACUUAAAUUUUUACUACAUGCUAUUGAUCAAACAAGAGAACGUUAUAGUCCAAAAAAAUUUCUAGUCAAAUUACUACAAGCAACACUGCAAGAUAAUAAACUUGAAAGUCCAAAAUCAUGUACGGACUUUGAUGACAACACAUGGUUGUAUAAUCAAAAUCCUAUUAAAAAAAAAACAAGUGGAAAAAGAAAAAGACGUAAUUCAGCAAGACGAUAA
This is a messenger RNA of Aphidius gifuensis, 618 nucleotides long. RefSeq lists its product as uncharacterized. Lineage: Eukaryota; Metazoa; Arthropoda; Insecta; Hymenoptera; Braconidae. The transcript is spliced from 2 exons. Bases 91 to 618 code for a protein of 175 amino acids. The record is from RefSeq and is a predicted model, not a curated record.